Molecule: messenger RNA, 968 nt
Organism: Ipomoea triloba (trilobed morning glory)
Lineage: Eukaryota; Viridiplantae; Streptophyta; Magnoliopsida; Solanales; Convolvulaceae
Exons: 5
Coding region: 71-799 (242 amino acids)
Source: RefSeq, a predicted model, not a curated record
CCUUUUCAUUCUUUCUUUACUUUCUUCGUUUCCUCUCUCCCGGAAGGAAUCCCUUAAUCGUCUAUCCACAAUGCCUGAUACCUCUGCCCUCUGUUUCUCCACCUUCUCUUCAAUCCUGCCCUCUAAAGAUCCCAUACCAUCUUCUUCAUUCGCUUCCUUUUCUUUUCUCCCGCUCCUAAAAUUCCCGGGUCAACCGCCGAUCCGUUCGGUCCGAUUCACCGCCGCUAAGGCUUCCGGUUCCAGCCAUUUCCUCGGCGACGAUGCAUUCGGGAACUAUCCUUGGGAACCCUCUGAUCCUUCCGACUCAUCUGUGCAGUGGGUACAAGAGGACAAAGUCACCCUGUUCACUGCUGAUGGGUUGAUACAAAUUGGAGGGAGUUUGGUUCCACAACGUGUCUCUUCCUCUGAUAAGAAGCAAGGAAAAGUAAAAAUGUCUCCAAGAUUACAACGGUACCAAGAGAGUGAUUACAUGGAUCCAGAUCAAGUCCUAUGUUUGGGUGCACUUUUUGAUAUUGCAGCAACAAAUGGUCUUGACAUGGGUAGAAAGCUAUGUAUUCUGGGAUUUUGCCGUUCUGUUGAGAUGUUGAGUGAUGUUGUGGAAGACAUUGUAGUGGAACACGGUGGUGAGGUUGUCUCUGCAGAAAAAGCGAGCAAAGGUGGCAUGCAUGAAAAGCUAACCAUGACAGUUUCAGUUCCGCUUCUCUGGGGGAUCCCGCCUGCAUCUGAAACGCUCCACCUUGCUGUUCGAAGCGGUGGAGGCAUCGUGGAGAAGGUCUAUUGGAGAUGGGAUUUCCUGUAAAUGAUUAUAACUAAUAUAAUUAAGAUUCAUGUGCAUAUUGUGUAUAGUAUUCUUGUGCUACUAUGUACAAAAUUGAACUAACCGGUUAACUCUUACACUCAAUGUAUUCACAUUCACUUCAUCAUGCUCAUUUAAUUUGUACUUAAACUUUCAAUAGCAUCUGCCCUCA